ACCUCAGUACAGGUGAGGUGAAAUAUCAUUGUCACACUGCCGCCGCCGCCGCCGCAGCAGCAGCAGCAGCAGCAGUAAUUCCGCUUACAGUGCAAUUAUUGUUUUUUUUUUUUUUAGUUUCAUAAUAAUAAUAGUUUUUUAAAUAUUUAAAAUUAUUUUGUCAUCGAAAAAUGAACACAUCAGUUUGCUCACAACUGUGGUGUCGACGGCACCCACCCACAACGUUCCCGUGUACAUAGUAUUAUCUUAUCCGUUAAGUGUGAGUUGGGUUCUGGUUUCUGUAUACUGUUAUCUUGAACCAUCUAACUGUUCAAAAGUCCCUGGGGUUGCCAAUUACACAGCCCUGUCAGUGAUUUCUAAGUUGCUUGAAGUUCGUUAUGUGUGUCUAAUUUUUUUUUUUUAAAUGUUCAAUUGUGCAAUGCAGUUUAGUGUCAUACAACAUAUGGACACCUAUGCUAUAGUUAUGUGAUGAAGAUUCUGUGAACACUUACACAUCAAAUACAUAUCACAACACACACUCAUAGGACAGUCAAAGGUUUUGGCUAGGAUGAUGGCGCCCAAAAUACAAGAAGAUGAAAAUAUCGUCAAUAACAAUAACAAAGGUGACUCUCCCGCGUUCAAACUCAACAUAGAGGACACAGCCAUACACGGCGGAAACACGGAUUCGAAUUCUACGAAUAACAGCCAGUUUUCGAGUAUGUCAGACGAAGAGAGUUACGAAUGUUACGGUGAAGGUGACAUGGACAAUUCUUCGCCUGUCAACAACGUGAUCACAAACGUCGUCGAAAACCCAAUCACCAACCCUUUGGGCCUAAAGAGGAAUACGUGGCUCAGGACAAGUUUGAGAAGGACUACAAACGGGCACAGCUCUGAAAUACUGCCAAACCGUAAAUGGGGAUCGAUGAGACAUUCAUCGAGCAAAAGGAUCAGUUCAAACGCACUCGCCAGUGAUCUAUAUCGGAGCUCAAGUUUCAAUUCGUCCGGUCGCAGUUCCAUUUGCGAUACUCCAGACGAUGUGUAUUCCGAUACGUCCAUCGAAGAAGACGUUCACGACCUCAACAAUAAGGUACAAGUGUUGCAAAAACAGAUGAAUUCCCUGACCGACAAUCAGCACCUGACGGACGAAAGGUACGCGCGUACCAAGGAGGAGAACGCCGCGCUCCAAGCCCGCGUCCACAUGCUCGAAGAGCAACUCCGUGACACCGAACUCAGGUGCGAGGAGCGGCUUGCGUCCGAAGAACGCAGACACAGAGAGCUCGUCACCCGAGUUGAUAGGGAAAAACAAUUGCAUAUCGAUAAUUGUGCCAUAAGACUUCAAAGUAUUGAGUCGGCUAACGAGAAUUUACGAUUGGAGGCAGAAAAGUGCAAGUCUGCGUUAGAGGCGAUGCGAACCGAAAAGAUUUCGUUGGAACAACGUGUGAGUGAUCUCAACGUGGGUGCUCAGUCGUUCAAAGAUGAAAUACGUCUGCUGGAGGCUGAACUUAGGAAGUUGAAACAGAGAGAAAGGGACAACGAAGAGAUCAUCGAUGGUCUGACCAAAGAGUUGGAAAUAUCUCGACUUGAAAAAGAAGCCAUGAUUGCCAAACUAAAUUCGCCUUCACCGUACGUUACUGAGCUUACAGCCCAGCUGGAGUCGCUAAAACAUCAGAAUCGAUCACUGAAAGACUCCUACGACGAACUACAAGCUUCCUCCAUAGCCAAAGGCAUCGAGAGAGGUAGGCUGUUGUUGACAGAGUCACCCAGCCUCGCAUCCGAACUCGACGGAUUGACUCACGAUGACCACAGUCCUUCGUCUUUGCAAAUAAACAAGAUGAAAACUGCCUUGAAAGAUCAACAGGAGGUGAACGAUCAGUUGCGGGCUUACAUCGAUAAUAUUCUGUUAAACAUUGUCGAAAACCAUCCCGAACUGUUGGAAGUCAAACAAAAUUUAUGAAAUAUUGUUAUAAUUUGAUUAUAAUAACAGAUAUUCACACAUACACACAAUGUUCCUAAUACUAUUGAUUGGUGAAGUUGGAGACCAGCGUCUUUCAAUAGACAUGUUUAUCUCAAUUAUUGUUGUUGUUGUCACUACAUAUUUCCAACAAAUAAUAUCAAUUAUAUGUGUGUUAUAUUAUAUAUAAUUUGUUGUGUAUAUAAACAGUUAAUUUUUUUUAAAAAGCAAAAUAAAAAUGAUAAAAAUAUAACUAUGAUUAUCGUAUAUGUUUAAGAAAUAUUGGAUAUCAUUUUUAAAAAAAUUAUAUUUAAUUGUAUCCGUCCAAUUAUAUAUUAUUACAAUUUAUUAUUUAUAUUUACAUACAAUUAUGUUGUUUAAUUUUUCGCUUGUAUUGUAAUCAUUUAAAAUUUUUGAAAGAUAAAGUAUAUAUCAUUAGAUAGUCCGCCGAUAUGUUAUAAUAUAAUUAUUGUUACUUUAUAUAAUAUAUUGGAGUGCUAAUUAAUUUUUAUAACUGCUAUCUGUUCCAAAGAGACUGUGAUGUGGCAACAAUAUUUAGCCAGUUAUUUUUUUAUAAUACUUGAGUCUUGUGCCAGUUCACAACAUAAAAUAUAACAGUAUUUUUUUAGCAAA
Molecule: messenger RNA, 2563 nt
Organism: Myzus persicae (green peach aphid)
Lineage: Eukaryota; Metazoa; Arthropoda; Insecta; Hemiptera; Aphididae
Gene: nuf
Product: rab11 family-interacting protein 4
Exons: 13
Coding region: 548-1933 (461 amino acids)
Biological process (GO): regulation of cytokinesis; endocytic recycling
Cellular component (GO): recycling endosome membrane; midbody; cleavage furrow
Source: RefSeq, a predicted model, not a curated record